Molecule: messenger RNA, 951 nt
Organism: Rhodofomes roseus
Lineage: Eukaryota; Fungi; Basidiomycota; Agaricomycetes; Polyporales; Fomitopsidaceae
Exons: 1
Coding region: 121-750 (209 amino acids)
Source: RefSeq, a predicted model, not a curated record
CGGAUUCCUCAAGCGCGAGCAAGGGCGACCCUCCGGACUGGGGAUCCUGCUCUGUGCGGUUUACCAUCGGCGUCUUCUCUCUCGUCUCUCCUUUCUCCCUCUGUAUACUGUUACUGGAGGAUGGUCGUGCUAAAACUCCUCUCCGCGAUCCCCUCGUCGUUCGCCAGUCCCCUCCUGGCCAUCGGUUCUAUGCAGGAGACCGGGCUCUUCAAGCGCGAGCGAGGUGACCCUCCGGAUAGGGGAAUAUACCCUACACCACUAUCCGCCGUCGUCGGGCGUCCUUCCUUCGUCUCCUUCUCUUCUCCGGUUCUGUCUGCUUGGAGGACGGUCGCCUCAAAACUCCUUUCCGUGAUCUCCUUGUCGUUCGCCAACACCUCCUUCGACGUGCCCCCAAGAAGACUGCGGUGUUCUUCAAGCGCGAGCAAGGAUGACCCUCCGGACUGGGGACUAUACCCCGCGGCUGUUUUCUGUGUACUUGUAUCUCGGCAACGCGGCUCCUCCUCUCUGGUCCAACUCUUGUCUGUCCUUACGCGGUUUCCUCCGGAUUCAGCCAACUCCUGCCUGUCCUUACGCGGUUUCUCUUCUGGCCCGACUCCUGCCUGCUCGUACUCGGUCUCGGCCUUUAACCAACUUGUGUCUGUCUUUACGGAUCUCUCUUCGACUCGGUCGUCGCCUGUCCUUACUCGGUCUCUACUCCGGCCAACUCGCACCUGUCCUUACGUGGUUUCAAGCUCGAGCACGUCAAUCUGAGCGCUCAUCCGUCCAACUCUUGUCGGUCAUUUCGGUCUCGGUACCCCAUUCGGUCCAACUCUCGCCUGUCGCUACGCGAAUUCCCUGUCUUCCAUCAUCUACUCUCUGUCUCUUUGGCCAACUCCCCCACCGUCCUUACUGGGUUCUCUUUCUCUGCCGAACUCACCCACUGUCGUUACCGGGCUCAAUCUCGCGGACCAA